Dipodomys ordii (Ord's kangaroo rat) is the source of this 3217-nucleotide messenger RNA. RefSeq names its product inducible T-cell co-stimulator (gene Icos). Gene Ontology annotation, biological process: cell-cell adhesion; T cell tolerance induction; T cell costimulation. The record is from RefSeq and is a predicted model, not a curated record. Lineage: Eukaryota; Metazoa; Chordata; Mammalia; Rodentia; Heteromyidae. The transcript is spliced from 5 exons. Bases 60 to 659 code for a protein of 199 amino acids.
CACGAGCGCAUCAUUAUUCUUGAACACACAGGAGAGGGCUGCAUCUGUUUCUGGCAAACAUGAGAUCAGACCUCUGGUAUUUCUUUGUCUUCUGCUUCCAAAUUGAAGUCCUAGCAGGAGGAAUCAAUGAUUCUGCCAAGGAAGAGAUGUUUACAUUCCACAAUGGAGGAGUACAAAUUUUGUGCAAAUACUCUGAGACUGUCCAACAGUUUAAAAUGCAACUACAGAAAGGGGAGCAAACACUCUGUUAUCUCUCAAAGACCAAGGGAAGUGGACCCAUCAUAUCCACUAAGAAUCUGAAGUCCUGCCAACCUCAGUUAGCCAACAACAGCGUCGUUUUUUUCCUAAAUAACUUGCAUAGCUCUCAUGGCUAUUACUUCUGCAAGUUAUCAAUUUUUGAUCCUCCUCCUUUUCAAAUAAAGAUUAUUAGUGGUGAAUAUUUGCAUAUUCACGAAUCGCAGCUUUGUUGCCAGCUGAAGUUCUGGUUACCUAUAGGAUGUGCAGCUUUUGUUGCAGUAUGCAUCUUUGUAUGCAUAUUUAUAUUUUGGUUUACAAAAAAGAAGUAUGGAUCCAGUGCACAUGACCCUAAUAAUGAAUACAUGUUCAUGGCGGCAGUAAAGACAGCUAAAAAACCCCGGCUUGCAGAUGUGACCUCAUAAUCUGGAACUCUAACAUCCAGCUAUUGGCCCAUUACCUCCAAACUUGAAGUGAGAAAUUCCAUUACCUAGACCACAGAGCAUUGAUUUGACUACCUGCAUCUCCUGCUGGUGUUUUGUUCACUGGACCAGUGGCUGUCAGACAAUAGGAUCUCAACAACUGCUUCGGUAUUGCUGAGUUCUCUCAAAACCAACAUCCUCUUGCAAUUAGCCUUAGAGAAGACCCAGCUCAUGUGUGCUCAACAAACAGACCUCAUUGGGGUAGAAUCUUCUCUCUCCACAUCUGCUCCUAGCAACACUCCAGCCAGUAAAACAAAUACAUCAACAAAAAUAUUUAAAGACUGCCAAGGCAUAUUCAUCUGCCAAGCAAAUGGGCAGCCAAGGACCAGCUCUGUCCUUGUUUUCAGACUACAUCUUCUUUCUGGGGGAUGAACAUUCCUUUAAAAAUCAGACAGUAGAGGGAGAUGCUUCACAAUCACAGCCAUUUUCUCUCUGCGAUGUAUGUUAUUCUGUACUAAUAGAUGAAUAUUUGCACAACACUAUCUUCCAGUUUCUGAAUUCCAAUUGACCAGUCCACAGAGGAUUUAGAUGCUUUCUCUUGCCUUCAAUUUUCCUUUAAAAAUUACUCCUACAAGUCUGCUCAACAGCCUGCAGCCUCUCUACUUAAGGGAGCUAUGUCUACAUUUUUCCUUUGCUGCUCAAACAGAUACUUCCUAAUGAGUAUAAUUUGCCCACAUUCUCCAUACAAACAUUUCUGUUUGCUCUGCAAAACAUCUUAUUUCUCCAAAUUCAGUUAAAUGGUUUACUUAGUUGACAUUAGUGGUAGGAAACAUUAGCUAGAAUCAAAAGCAACUUCGUUUUAUUAUCUUGUUUUCUACCAUUGUCUAUGUUUCCAUGGUGCUAUUCAUCACAAGCUUGGCUAUUUUUUGUAUAUUAGAAAACUGCAAACAAUCAAAACAGUGUCUAGUCACCAAGCAUUCUCCUCAGGGUAAGAAUGAAUUACUCACUUAGCCCACACAUUGAACAACCUGAAGGUUGUUGUGAAAUUUCAGGUAUGCCACCUCUGGGCUUAACAGGUCAAAUGGUCCUGGUGAGCCUGGGCUGAAGUUAUAAGGCUGAGGGAUUGCAUGAGCUAGGAUCAUCCAGAUGUUUUAGGUUGAAGUCACCCUGAGAAUCAGCGAUCUCUCUGCAUUUGUACUUCUGGAAUUUGGAGAGAAGUUAGGGUACAUUCCCUCUACCAGAAACCAGGCAGCCUGGAAACAAACCCUGGCCUUUUAAGAUAGACUUGUUUAGAAUACGAUUUGGCUGGAAAGAUUCUUAAAUAUAUGUAAUAUGAUUAUUCUUAGCUGGUGAAUAUUGUUUCCAUUUUCUGUCCACAUAUCCCAAGCUUCUGAAAUAGCCAAGGUGUAUACAAUAUUUUUUUUUGUAAAAAAAUGAGAAAAUGAGAUUGUUUAGUAGUCUUAAGUUCGUAGUUACCUGCUUCAUACCUUGUUUACUUUAAAAGUGAGACCUGGUGUAUCAUGAUAUAUACUUAUGUUAAGCAUGUGUAAUGCUGGUUGUGUACAGUACAGUACUGAACCUGUAAUUUGAAUCAAGUAUGGUGUCUCUGUGGGUGACCUGGCUGGCUUUGCAGAGGUAUUUCUCUCUGGAUGGGGGUGGGCAUGGGGAGGAUGGCUUUCAUGGUGGCCUGUCUAGCCUUGCUGUCCCAAACUGGACAUCCUGAAUACUGAACAUUUCAAAAUGAAUAAUUGAAGGACACAAUUCCUGUGAAAUAAAAACUAGUUUGAGAGACGCCACCCAUGGAGUUGGUUUUAAAUAGCAGUAGGAGUGAACAAAUAAACCUUUCAUAAUAGGUAAUUGAAAAUACCUCGCAGUGUCUUCUUGGGGGCAGGGAAAUAAUUACUUUAGCCUACCAUUUGCUAAUUUGAUCUUGUUCUUGCAUGAUGUUGAACCUUGUAUGGGAGUGUUGCUUCUGUUAUCUACUCUUCUUUGUAAAAUUGGUCAUGACCACGACCUCAUAAAAUAGUUAAGGCACGGUUAAAUGAACACUUCUUUCCCCGUGAGUUUCUGAACAGACAUCUGAUCACCUCUAAAUGGUGUGCACUUCCUAUAAAAAGAGAAAAACUGCCCAACACGACUGCACAUUCAAUCACCCAUAUCAGCUGAUCUUGGUACACAGUGACUAUCUCAUCCUCAGAUUGCAUGGAGAUUUUUUCCCUCUUGCCUCCAUAAUGUAUUUAAUAGUCAAAAAUUCUGCUUAGCACCUUUCUUUGCACUUAAUUUCCUGGUGCCUGUAGACUCUUUUGGUUUGAACAGUUUCUUAGCCUUGGUUCUUCGUGAAUGAAGAUUACAAGCAGUUAUUUUGUACAUUGUCCCUUGUUUGAGUCAAUCUGACAUCUCGCUAUGAUUAAAGAAGAUCAGAGUAUUUAUCAUCCGCAGGAAUAAUACAGAAGCGGUAUUACACUCUUAUAAUUGCACCCUAUAGUGCAGCUCACAAUUUGGAUUUGUUGUGUCUAUGGAGCUUCUCCAUUGUAAAGCAACUCUGUCCCCCUUUACAGCUA